AUGGACGGACGUGCAUUCUGGAAUCGGACCUCUCAACGAGUUCUUCUCAAUGAAUCUUGGGACAAUGAGUGCAAUGACCCUGAUCAUGUUUAUUAUAAUUUUGUCUAUCUAACAGAGACCACUAUUUUACCUUCUCUCAUUGGAUUCCUCUGUUCAACGGGGCUUGUAGGAAACAUUCUGGUGUUGGUGACUAUCCUAAGGACCACAAAGAAGACAGUCCCAGACGUAUACAUCUGUAACCUGGCCGUGGCUGAUGUGGUCCAUGUGACGGUCAUGCCCUUCCUGAUCCACCAGUGGGCGCGUGGGGGGCACUGGGUGUUUGGCAGCACCCUCUGCACCAUCAUUACCUCCCUGGACAACUGCAAUCAGGUGGCCUGUGCAGCCGUCAUGACCGCUGUCAGCCUGGACAGGUACCUGGCGGUGGUGCACCCGUUCCGUCUGAUGACCCUCCGAACCCGCUCUAAGACCAUCUGGAUCAACCUGUUUGUGUGGGUGGUGUCAUUUGUCAUGGUCCUUCCCGUCUGGGUCCACUCCAAAGUCAUUCGCUUCCCUGAUGGACUGGAGAGCUGCUCCAUGAACCUGGUCACUCCCAAAGAGGUGCUCUGGUACACCCUCUAUCAGACCAUCACAUCUUUCUUUCUGCCCCUGCCCCUUAUCCUCACCUGUUACAUGCUGAUCCUGUGCUAUACCUGGAGGAUGUACCUGAAGAACAAGAGGGAAUGGCGUGCUAACAACCAAUCCCGGGUGCGAGCCAUCCGCCUCACCAAGAUGGUUCUGGUCCUAGUGGCAGUUUUCCUGUUGAGCGUAGGGCCCUACCACAUGCUCCAGCUGGUCAACUUAACAGUGCGGCAGCCCACGCUAGCCUACUACACCUGCUACUACCUGUCAGUGUGCCUCAGCUACGCCGCCAGCAGCAUUAACCCUUUCAUCUACAUCCUGCUCAGCGGACACUUCUGUCGCCGGCUCACUUACCGCAAGCCUGCUAGCAGGCCUAGUGUUGAGAGGGAGCCUAGUGGGCCCCAGGUCUGUACACCACACUCCAGCUUCUGACAGUCUUGUCCUCAA
This is a messenger RNA of Coregonus clupeaformis (lake whitefish), 1065 nucleotides long. RefSeq names its product melanin-concentrating hormone receptor 2-like. Gene Ontology annotation, biological process: neuropeptide signaling pathway. Gene Ontology annotation, molecular function: neuropeptide binding; G protein-coupled receptor activity. Bases 1 to 1050 code for a protein of 349 amino acids. Gene Ontology annotation, cellular component: membrane; neuron projection. The record is from RefSeq and is a predicted model, not a curated record. Lineage: Eukaryota; Metazoa; Chordata; Actinopteri; Salmoniformes; Salmonidae. The transcript is spliced from 5 exons.